AUGAGUGAACACUUUGAUGAAGUCGAGCGCCUGGUCCUGCAUUUUGUCGCGGCCAAGCGCUCUCUAUCUUCAACCGCCUCGGUCUCGCGAGCGCAUCAUGUCGUAACAACGGCCAGACGUCUGGUCGAGGAGACGGCUGUGCUGUCAGCCAAGAAUGCCUUUGUUAGGCAAGGAGUGCUGGAAGAAGCGAACGUCUUGGUUGCCGUAAGAGAUGGUCUGGAUACCGUCGGCCGCGAGACCGAUGUCGAUUUCAAGGCAGUGAUACACCAGCUCGAUCUCGCCGACAACCGCCUCCAAGCCACCCUGGUACAGCUGACCAACACCCAAGUAGACACUUCGGAACUGCACUCGAUAGGUACCAACCUCAACAAACAGAAAACACUACAUGACUUUAUCGACGAAGACACACAUCUCAACCUCAUCGAAUCACUUCGCAGCACCAUCGACUCGCACAAAGCAGCAGAAAAUGACUUCCAACGCUCCCAAGACUCCUUCGACGAUCAGAUCCGUACACUCGACCUUGCUAUAGAAGAUGCCGACCAGGCCACCGAGAACCAGGAUGACACAUCUCUCAUACCACCCUUAUUCCAUGCCCUUACAACACAUGCUACCGAGAUGGCUUCAUUGCUAAGCUCAUUGGUCGCACAUUACGAUCUUUGCACCUCAGCUCUUAAACACACAGAGGGAGGAGGUGAAGCUGCUCGUCAAGCCGACUCGUCCUCGGCCUCCGAAGCUCCGGAAGACAGUCUGUACAAGAACCUACCUCUAGGUCCCCUAAACGAACAUGAACGUCAGGAAAUGCUUGCCGUUGUGGAUAACGAUGCUCAAGAGGUUGAGGAUGUCAUGCUUGAGAUAGGCGAACGUCUUUCGGAAAUGGAGACAACACUCGAUCAACUGCAAGCAUACUCACAAGCCAUCCGCCUACGCCAUAAACUCCUCAAUCGUGUGCUAGAUCUUCUCCGCACGCUUGGAGGUGGUCUCCCCAUCUUCAUCGCAGCUGCAAAGUUAUACAGUAACAACUGGAACACACUGAAGGAGACUCUGCUCGCCAAAGCGGAAGAUCUGGCUUCGUUGACUGACUUCUAUGAAUCCUUCGUUACAUCCUACGCCUCAUUGCUCGAAGAGGUCGUUCGUCGACAUGCUGUCGAGGCUCGGAUGCAGCGUGUUGCCGAUAAGGCUCGUCGUGAGAUUGCGGCCCUCUAUAAAGAGGAUGUUGCCAUGCGCGAAGACUUUGUCCGUGAGAUGGGGGAGUUUUUGCCUCGUGACAUCUGGCCCGGUUUGACCGAUGCCCCAAGGCGCUGGGAAAUUACAGCUGUAGAGCCCGAGAUACAGCGAGAGCCGCUUCAAGAUGGCGGAUAG
Molecule: messenger RNA, 1359 nt
Organism: Aureobasidium namibiae CBS 147.97
Lineage: Eukaryota; Fungi; Ascomycota; Dothideomycetes; Dothideales; Saccotheciaceae
Exons: 2
Coding region: 1-1359 (452 amino acids)
Biological process (GO): autophagy of peroxisome; activation of protein kinase activity; autophagy of mitochondrion
Cellular component (GO): Atg1/ULK1 kinase complex; phagophore assembly site
Molecular function (GO): molecular adaptor activity; protein kinase activator activity
Source: RefSeq, a predicted model, not a curated record